AUGAAUUUAGACUUGAAAGAGGAACCAGGGGAGAGCAACCCGAUCAUCUGUAAGUAUCGGGCACAGCAAUACACUAACAUGCAGUUGCACCAAAAACUUACCAGUACGAAAAGUUCCAACUGGAUGUCUCUGAUCUCGAACGAGACCCUAUUGCGCAAUUUACCAAAUGGUUUAAAGAAGCCAGUGAGGGUGGUUUCGUCUCGCGUGGUGCUCUUCAAGGAGCUAGACCACCGGGGUUUCAUUAUCUACUCCAACUUCGACACCUCCAAGAAAAACAAGGAUAUACGCAGCAAUCCGCACGCAGCUCUCAAUUUCUUCUGGAAGGACCUGCAAAGACAAGUGCGUGUUGAGGGCAUCGUGGAAUUUGUCGAUUACGAAACGUCUUCCCGGUAUUUCAACACUCGUCCUAGAGGCUCAAAAAUCGGCGCACAUGCAUCGCCUCAAUCAUCUGUGCUCAAGGAUAGAGAUGAGCUGGAGGAAAAAUACAAGGAGGCCGAGCAAAAGUUCUCCGCUGCUAAGGACGAGGAGAUCCCUUGUCCUCCCAAAUGGGGUGGGAUUAGAAUUGUUCCGCUGGAAAUUGAGUUCUGGCAAGGCAGAAAGAGCAGACUACACGAUAGAUUUACCUACACCCGCUCCUCUCCAAAUGAGCCUUGGGAGCUUUCGAGACUAGCACCUUAA
Ogataea haglerorum is the source of this 678-nucleotide messenger RNA. RefSeq lists its product as uncharacterized. Gene Ontology annotation, molecular function: FMN binding; pyridoxamine phosphate oxidase activity. Gene Ontology annotation, biological process: pyridoxine biosynthetic process. The transcript has 2 exons. The coding region runs from base 1 to 678 and encodes 225 amino acids. The record is from RefSeq and is a predicted model, not a curated record. NCBI's taxonomy places the organism in Eukaryota, Fungi, Ascomycota, Pichiomycetes, Pichiales, Pichiaceae.